AUGGUGCAGGCGGGCAAGGCGGGGCAGAUGCAGUCCCAGCCAGUGCAGGCGGCCCCGCCAACGGCAGCGGGCACCCCCAGGCCGGCGCGCCUGAGGGAGGUGCACAACGUGGAGGAGAUGCGGGCAGCCAUGAACGACAGCUCGGUGGACCACGUGAUGCUGAUGCGCCCCGAUGGCUGGAACGUCACCGAGGAGACCUUCCCACCACACUCUGUCUACAUCCGCAACCGCUCGCUGCUGCUGGAGGGGUCCGGCCCGGGCUUCUUCCAUUUCGACAUGAACCUGGUGCAGGACCAAGUCAUCAUCCUGGACGGCGGCAACCUGACGCAGCGCAACAUCUGGGCCGACCACUGCUUCCACGGAAAGCCGCCCUACUCGUGCUUCACCAAGAUGGGACCGGGCGGCUGGGGCCUGCUGCACAACUUCAAGGUCAGCGACGCCUCCUGCACCAACACCCAGCACUCUGUCUCCAUCGCCACCAGCCUCAUGUUCAUCCGCUUCGGCAGCUUCCUGGGCGGCACAUACGACGUGGAGCACCUCGAUACAAGAACGGUGCUCGUCAAGGACACGGGCUGGCUGCGCAGCCCAGAUGUGGCGGCAUACUUGCGGGUCAUCAACACCACCUUCUCCUGCACCGGCAACAUCACGCACCCUGUGCCGCCGGAGACACGGCUGGUUAUCUUGCCGGUGUGGCAGCAGUAUUUGCUGCUGGUGGGUGGCCUGGCGCUGCUGUUCCUGACGGCAGGACUGUUCUGGUGCUGGCACCGCAGAGCCCGCGAGUCGUCGCUGCCGGAGCACCGCAUCGCCGAGUCUCGAGGCUUCCUGCUGGAGGAGCCGCUGGGGUCUGGCCACUUUGGGCGCGUGUAUCGAGGCCGCACCAAGAGCUUGGGGCAGCUGGUGGCCAUCAAGGUCAUCGACCUGCUGCCCAGCCAGCGCCGCCAGCUGGUGUACGCCUGCCGCGAGUGCCAGCUCAUGUCGCGCGUGCAGCACCCCUCGAUCGUGCGCGUGGUCACCUUUUAUGCGGCCCAGGUGCAGGCGCGGCCGCAGGUGGUGGAGCUCACGCCGGGCAUUGAGUAUGUUGAGAUCGGCUUCAAUGUGGCAUCCAUCAUUGACGGCAGCACCGCCGCGGCUUGGGCCUCCUCCCAGGAGGCCCGCUAUCAGGGCAGCGCCAACGGCAGCGGCGGCAGCAGCGUAGCGCCCAACGCGGGUGGCGGCAGCAGAGGGCCACCGACCAACAGUGGCGGCAGCACUGCCUCAUCCAGUGACGGCAUGGAGGGUGUUCUUUCCACGCAGGCAAACUGCCGCCCAGCAGGACACCUGCUGAACACCAUCCAUGUGCAGCUAGUGAUGCAGUACUGCGACUUGGGGACACUGGAGCAGUCUGUGAGGGCUGGGAUGUUCAGGGACGCAGAGACUGGGCAGGUCAAGCUGCGCCACAUCCUGGCCACAGGGCUGGAGAUUGCAGAGGGCCUGGAGUACCUGCACCACUCCGACCGCCGCAUGGUGCACCGCGACCUGUCGGCCACCAACAUCCUGCUCACCACCUCCGCCGCCGACGACCGCGGCUUCCGCGCCCUGCUGUCCGACUUUGGCCUCACCACCUCUCUAUCGGAGGAGCAGACGCACAAGACCAGCGAAGUGAAGGGCACCUUGAGCUACAUGAGCCCGGAGCUGUUCCUCCGGGACGAUGUGUCCCCCGCCCUGGACGUCUACUCGCUGGGCAUCAUACUGCACCUGAUGUAUUCUGGAGCGGACCCGUAUGCGGACCAGGGUCCCGCGGUCAUCAUCCUUGCAAAGGUGCUUCCCGAGGUGGACGCCUCGGCGGAGCAUUGCUCGCGCCUCUGCCAGCAUGUGCGUGCCAGCGAGCACCCAGAGGAGGCGCGCCUGCCGCCGCUGGAGGGCUGCCCCCAGGCCUACCAGCAGCUGGUGUGGGACUGCACCCACGCCGAGCGCCGCAGCAGGCCCACCGCGGCGCAGGUGGUGAGGCGCCUCCGCGCGCAGCUGGCUGCGACCACGUGA
Chlorella variabilis is the source of this 2019-nucleotide messenger RNA. RefSeq lists its product as hypothetical. The record is from RefSeq and is a predicted model, not a curated record. The coding region runs from base 1 to 2019 and encodes 672 amino acids. Gene Ontology annotation, biological process: protein phosphorylation. Lineage: Eukaryota; Viridiplantae; Chlorophyta; Trebouxiophyceae; Chlorellales; Chlorellaceae. The transcript has 18 exons. Gene Ontology annotation, molecular function: protein kinase activity; ATP binding.